AUGCUUUCAUUCAUUGUUGUCAUAAAAUGGGAAUUUUCUCACGCUGAAGCCCAUAUUGUUAAUGAUCCCGUUAUAUCGGAACAAAUUGGGUCACAGUACCUUGACGGUCUUACAAGACUUACGCAUGUCUCUGGAUAUACUGGUGAUUAUAUUCGAUUCGAAGAAAUAAUCCAAAAGAAUCGAUUAAAAAGCGCGUUUUUUUGUGCAAUGUCUAUAGAUUUUUCUUGGCUACUCGAGAGAUUACCAAAAGACGCAAAAAUAGUUGUAGCUAAGCAUUGGAAACCCGAAAAUGGUGAAUCGCAAGGAAUAUUUUGUAUACCUAAUACAAAUAUAUUACUAAUACAUCCUCCAAUGUCAAAUAUGGGACAUGGCUGUUUUCAUGCUAAAUUAAUGGUGUUAGUUUAUGAUGAUCUUCAUAUCUUUGCUAAAGAAUUAAAAUAUUUUUUAUUGGCUAUGGGAUUAAAGUCUCAUAUCAUAGAUAAAUUACCUCAAUAUGAUUUCUCAAGAGCAAAAGCCAUCAUCAUUCCUUCUAUACCUGGAGUUCAUCAAGGUAUAGAAAAUAUAAAAAAGUAUGGUCAUGUAAGAUUAUCUCAGGCUAUAAAGAAUGUUUGUGGGCGACAUGAAUACGUUGAAUUAGAAUGUCAGUCUUUAUCACUUGGACCAAUCACUUCAGAAUAUUUAAAUGAAUUUUAUAGAUCAGCUAAAGGACUUGAUCCUAUUAUAACUCCAUUAUCAUCAUCGAUACCAUUACCACCUAUUACUCUUGUUUAUCCAACAAAUAAAACCGUUCUAAGAUCAAAAUACAUACUGGCGGGAGUUGGUCCUUUAUGUUUAUAUAGAAAUAGAUACGAACAAGAAACUUUUCCAAAAGAAAUUUUAAGGAAUUGUGAAUCGAAUAGAAAUGGAAUAUUAAUGCGUACAAAAUUUAUACUUGCUAGGUUCAUUCAACCAUCACAUCAGCAGCGGCAACAAAUUAAAAUCAAAAAAAGAAAUAGAUAUGAUUAUGGUAGUGAUGAAUCUACAAUUAAUUCUUAUGUAACAGCUCCGGAAUAUCCCGAUAAUGAAAUAUUCAGCACACAUGAAUCCAUCAUGGGAAGUCUUUUAGGAUCAUCACAAGAGACAAUAACUGAUGAUAUACAAAUGGAUGAUAACAUCGUAGGAUGGUAUUAUUGUGGGAGUCAUAACUUUACAGAAUCAGCUUGGGGAAAACUUAUUACGACUAGAGACAUAAAAGAACCUCAAUUAAAAAUUUACAAUUGGGAAUUGGGAAUAUUUCUCCCAAUACCCAAAUUAAAUAGCGAUUAUGAUAAAGAAAACAAUAUAAAAGAACAAGGAGAUUGGUUCGGUGAUCAUGGCGUACCGGUAUCAUAUAAAAGACCGCCAAAACACUAUGAAGAAAAUGAUAUUCCUUGGGGUUACCCAAUUUAA
This is a messenger RNA of Funneliformis geosporum, 1428 nucleotides long. NCBI's taxonomy places the organism in Eukaryota, Fungi, Glomeromycota, Glomeromycetes, Glomerales, Glomeraceae. The record is from the annotation of a GenBank genome assembly.